This is a messenger RNA of Rotaria sp. Silwood1, 1725 nucleotides long. NCBI's taxonomy places the organism in Eukaryota, Metazoa, Rotifera, Eurotatoria, Philodinida, Philodinidae. The record is from the annotation of a GenBank genome assembly.
AUGAAAUCGUUGAGUUCAUCAAAAGAUACAUUCGAUAAUAGUGGAACCUAUUUUUCUUAUCUCUUAUUCGUUGAAUUACUCAAACAAAUAUCACCUACGAAACUAGCCAAAGAUGUAAUGUUGAAAAAAUGUAAAGAUUAUUAUCGCCGUAACAAGCCAGAACUUGAGAAAAUCGACUUAUUUCAGUCGACAUACACAGCAGAUAAAGCUAUCGAUUGGUACGUUCAAGAUUGUUUCAUUUAUCGUUUAGUCAAUCAAGCGUUUCGCACAGAAGAUGUGGCAUUAUGGUAUGUAUUUCGAUUCUAUAUUGUCGAUCUGUGUAAACAAUUGGAAAAGGUUCAUCAAGAACAACAUAUUCAAACUUGCUUAAAACUUUUUCGUGGUCAAUCACAAAUGCCAACGAAAGAAUUAGAAAUUCUUCGUGCAAGUGUCGGCGGAUUAGUUUCAACCAAUUCUUUUCUAUCAACAAGUAAAGAUAUCAAAAUAGCUCAACAAUUCAUUUUAGAUGCUAAGAAUAGUGACGAUUUCAAAGUUGUCAUAUUUGAAAUUGUAUUAGAUGCAUCUCGAUUGAAAACCACUGUUUUUGUUGAUAUCGAACAAUAUGCUAAGCAAUCAAGUGAGAGUGAAGUACUUUUCAAUAUUGGAUCCGUUUUUCGAAUUCAAAAUGUUGAUUAUGAUUUUGAAUUGAACGUCUGGAAAAUUCAGAUGGAAGCAACAGAUGAAGGUACACACGAUAUUCGACAUCGUAUUGACAUCAUUCGCAAGAAGUUUCAAAGUGGAAGUAUCAAUCUGUUAUUCGGUCGCUUGUUGUUAGAUAUGCAUCAAUUUGUUAAGGCCGAAUCUUACUUUCAAAUGAUGCUUCGAGUAUUACCAAGUCAUCAUGAAGAUUUAGCUUUGGUCUACGAUCAUCUUGGCGAUCUAAACAUGCAUGUUUCCAAUUGGAACGAAGCCUUUCUAUAUUUGAAUGCAGCUUAUGAAAUUAAAAAAGCAAAAUUUCGACCUAACCAUCCGAAUCUAGCUAUGACGUUGAAUAGUAUCGGCAAUUAUUACAAAGCAAUUGGCGAAAUGAAAGAAGCUUCUCAGUUCUAUUUGAAAGCUUUAAAUUGUAAGAAUGAUCCACGAAAUAUAGCGAUUACCACACUCAAUAUUAGCAAAAUUCAGACAAUUAAUCAAGAGUUCGAAAAUGCUCUUGAUUUGUGCAUUGAAGCACGCGAUAUUCUCGAACAAAUUCAUCCACGACCACAUAUCGAACUUGUUCAAUGUCAAGGCGUAAUUGGUGACAUUUAUUUUGCACAAAAGAAUUUUACUGUUGCCGAACAUUUCUAUACAGCAGCAUUCGAACUUAGCAAGAGGUGUUUAUUGAUCGAUGAUCCCAUUCGAACAAAUUGUGUCAGAGCGUUAGCUGAUGUCUAUCAACAACAAGAAGAACGACUUUGUGAUGAUAUAUCAAAUAUACAAAAUUCUAUUCAAUCAUUGUUAACUAAAAUGGAUGCUACUCAUAUUAUUACUAGUAUUACUUGGGGAACAGAAAUUGUUGUUGUAUUACAAUUAUUAUCUGAUGAUGAACUUACUGAAAUGAUUGAUAAUGUACUUAAUAAUAUUCAAGCUAUUUUUCGAGAAGAUUGUCGAUCUUCUAACCUAUCAUUAGAGGAUGAAAAUCUCUUGAACAAAAUCAUCGAUACAAAAAUCUAUUCAAAUAUUCCACAAUUGAUGAACAUGACAUGA